AGAUAGGAUCGUCCGAUGGGGCUCCGGUGGCGUGAUCUCCUGGACCGGGGCGUCGGGCACCCACACCCCAGAAAGUUUCCUCCCCGAAGUCGAGGCACCCGUGGCUUCAGGCAGUCUCAACGCCACUCCCCUCUGGGUCCAAGCCUGUGGGAGGGAUCCCUGCAGCCAGACUCCGACUGCCCGGGCGGGAAGUGACAGCCGCGAGCCCCAGCACUCUUGGCGCGCUUGGCCCAGCUGGGUCCUGAGCUCCCACUCACCCACGUCCUUCCUCCUUCCAAAAGAGGAUGCGGUCUCUUGGGUCCCCAGCAGUUGGAACGCAAAUCGCCCUGAUGGGCACCGGCAGCUCUACGCGGCCAUGGUGGCCACUGCCAUCGCUGCUGCUGCUGCUACUGUUCCUGAGCCCCGCGAACGCCCAUUCCCAGGAGGACGAGGACGGCGACUAUGAGGAGCUGGUACUCGCCUUUCCCUCCGAGGAGGACGGCCCAGCCGAAUCGGCCCCGCACAUGUCCACUGCCACCUUCCAUCGCUGCGCCAAGGAUGCCUGGAGGUUGCCGGGCACCUAUGUGGUGGUGCUGGGGGAGAGAAGCCACCGAUGGCAGACGGAACGUGUGGCCCGACGUCUGCAGGCCCAGGCUGCCCGCCGGGGUUACCUCACUAAGGUCCUGCAUCUCUUCCACGACCUCUUUCCCGGCUUCCUGGUGAAGAUGAGCAGUGACCUGCUGGACCUGGCCCUGAGGUUGCCCCAUGUUGAGUACAUCGAGGAAGACUCCUCUGUGUUUGCCCAGAGCAUCCCAUGGAACCUGGAGCGGAUCAUCCCUGCACACUACCAGGCCAUGGAACAAAGAGCCCCCCAUGGAGGUGGCCUGGUGGAGGUUUAUCUCUUGGACACCAGCAUCCAGAGCAGCCACCGGGAAAUCGAGGGCAGGGUCACUGUCACCGACUUUGAGAAUGUACCUGAGGAGGAUGGGACACGCUUCCACAGACAGGCUAGCAAGUGCGACAGCCACGGCACUCACCUGGCAGGGGUGGUCAGCGGCCGGGAUGCUGGUGUGGCCAAGGGCGCCAACCUGCGCAGCCUGCGCGUGCUCAACUGCCAGGGGAGGGGCACUGUCAGCAGCACCCUCAUAGUGCUGGUGGCCGCUGCGGGCAACUUCCGGGACGAUGCCUGCCUUUACUCCCCAGCCUCAGCUCCAGAGGUCAUCACAGUUGGGGCCACCAAUGCCCAGGACCAGCCAAUGACCCUGGGGACCUUGGGGACCAACUUUGGCCGCUGUGUGGACCUCUUUGCCCCAGGAGAGGACAUUAUUGGUGCCUCCAGUGAUUGUAGCACUUGCUUCGUGUCACAGAGUGGGACAUCACAGGCUGCUGCCCAUGUGGCUGGCAUUGUGGCCAUGAUGCUGACAGCUGAGCCGGAGCUGACCCUGACCGAGCUGAGGCAGAGACUGAUCCACUUCUCUGCUAAAGAUGUCAUCAACAAGGCCUGGUUCCCUGAGGGCCAGCGGGUACUGACUCCUAACCUAGUGGCUGCACUGCCCCCCAGCACCCAUUCAGCAGGAGGACAGCUGUACUGCAGGACGGUGUGGUCGGCACACUCAGGGCCCACACGGACAGCCACAGCCGUGGCCCACUGUGCCCCAGGCGAGGAGCUGCUGGGCUGCUCCAGUUUCUCCAGCAGUGGGAAGCGGCGGGGCGAGCACAUCGAGACUCGAGGGAGCCGGCAUGUCUGUCUGGCCCUUAACGCUUUUGGAGGAGAGGGUGUCUACGCCGUUGCCAGGUGCUGCCUGCUACCCCAGUCCAACUGCAGUGUCCACACAGCUCCUCCAGCCAGGGCGGAUAAGGAGACCCGUGUCCACUGCCACCAAGAGGGCCAAGUCCUCACAGGCUGCAGUUCUCACUGGGAGAUAUCAGAUAUUGGCACCCACAGACGACCUGGGCAGAGGCCUGGAGGGCAGUCUGACCAGUGUGUGGGCCACAAGGAGGCCAGUGUCCAUGCUUCUUGCUGCCGUGCCCCAGGCCUGGAGUGCAAAGUCAAGGAUCAUGGGGUCCUGGGCCCUGCAGAGCAGGUCACUGUGGCCUGUGAAGAGGGCUGGACCCUGACUGGCUGCAAUGCCCUCCCGGGGGCCUCCCCCAUCCUGGGAGCCUAUGCUGUGGACAACACGUGUGUGGUGAGGAGCUGCGACAUGGACACUGCAGGCAGGACCAGUGAGGAGGCCACAAUAGCCACUGCCAUCUGCUGUCGGAGCCAGCCCCCAGGCCAGGCCUCCCAGGAACUACAGUGAAAGCCCAGGCCAGCAUGGAUGCCCGGGUGGGGGCCAAGGACUGGGUGCUAAGUGGAUGAAACAGCUCUACCAGCCUGGCCCUGCUGGCACUGGCCAGGGGUGGGGUGCUCCUUGCCUGGGAGAACUCAGCGUCUCUCCCUGGACCCUCCUCCCCAUAGAGGUGCAGGGAAGUCCCUCCUUCACUGGGGGAGCAGAGAUGGCCUUUAAUACAUCAUCAAAGCGGGUUAAGUUGUGCUCGGCUCUGCCAGCUGCUCCCAAGGUAUCACCCCCCCUCCAUGGCAGUUACCUUCUAGAGCUCUCUUGCUGGUGCCAGGCCCUCAGUCCUCCCUUGGGGGCUGGAUGGGGCCAAGUAUCAGCCUGGGGCAGCGAGGGUGAGGGUGUUGGAGGUCCUUUACUGCCUGCUCUCUUUAGAGAAGCCCCUGGGGUCCCUGAUGAAUAAGGGUCAUAUCCCACAUGUUCUGGGGAUGGGAGUGGAGUGAGGUUCAGGCAGAGGGUGGAGACAGAGGCUCCUGGUUAACACAGGCCAUGCCUCAGCUUCUUCCAGCCGCCCUCACUGUGCUCCGUCUUAGACUUUGUAACUGCCCAGUAUCACCUACAGUGAGCCACCACCCCAGGACCAGCUUUUCGAUUUGCAGUGGAGGGCCACAUGAUACAUGCCCCAUCAUCAGACCCCCUCUACUGCCCUGUACUGGCACUCCUACUUUAUGAAAGAAGACACUAGAAAUGAAAGUGGGAGUACCUGCCAGCCUUGCACAGCCAGGAAGUGAAGUGGUACCAGGAUAUGAACCCAGAGCCAUCUGGCUAGAAGCCAAGCCUGUUUUCAGUGUACCAGGCUGGGCUCCUCAAUUUUAUAGAUAACAGUGAGGCUACAAAGGUGAAGGUGUCUGCACCCUGCUUGCUGUGGACAAGGGCCUCCGCUGUGGCCUGGUGUGGAGGUCAGUCAAGUAGCCCAGUGACUGUCCUUCCCUGAGCACUGCCCCGCCCCACCCACCCAAACAAAUAAGCUCGUCUAGCUUUGGGGGCUCUUCUCUGUUGCCUUUAUAUAGCAAGGAACUUUUCCAGAUCUGUUUUGCUUUUGUAAUUUGAUAUUUAUUCUGGGUUUUGUAGCAUUUUUACUAUGUGGUGACUUUUUAAAAUAAAAGCAACAUUGUCAGGAUUCUGGACUGGA
Molecule: messenger RNA, 3447 nt
Organism: Ictidomys tridecemlineatus (thirteen-lined ground squirrel)
Lineage: Eukaryota; Metazoa; Chordata; Mammalia; Rodentia; Sciuridae
Source: RefSeq, a predicted model, not a curated record